Heteronotia binoei (common prickly gecko) is the source of this 2590-nucleotide messenger RNA. RefSeq names its product peroxisomal biogenesis factor 3 (gene PEX3). Gene Ontology annotation, cellular component: peroxisomal membrane. Gene Ontology annotation, biological process: protein import into peroxisome membrane. Bases 247 to 1368 code for a protein of 373 amino acids. The record is from RefSeq and is a predicted model, not a curated record. Gene Ontology annotation, molecular function: protein-macromolecule adaptor activity. The transcript is spliced from 12 exons. NCBI's taxonomy places the organism in Eukaryota, Metazoa, Chordata, Lepidosauria, Squamata, Gekkonidae.
GCUUCCAUUUCCAGGGCUAUGCCUAAUAGGUGGAACAAAGGAUGUAGAGCUGAAGCUUCCGGAGGAUCCCGAUAGAGGAAGAACCGAGGCAAACUGGGGAACUCCGAAACAGGUGGGACUCGUAUUGCCUCUCGGCCGCCUUGCGUAAUGAACGUCUGAGGCUAGGAGGAGGGGCUUCAUCUUGCAGCGGCUGUACUUCUGCAACAAGAGAGUGAAGCCGGAUCGUCUUGGAUAUACGCUGUCGAUAUGCUGUUAGCCGUGUGGGGCUUCUUGAAGCGCCACAAAAAGAAAUGCUUCUUCUUGGGAGCUUUCCUGGGCGGAGUUUAUGUACUUGGAAAAUAUGGGCAGAGAAAAAUGAAAGAAAUUCAAGAAAGAGAAGCAGCAGAAUAUAUAGCACAAGCACGAAGGCAGUAUCAUUUUGAAAGUAACCAAAGGACUUGCAACAUGACAGUACUUUCAAUGCUUCCAACUCUGAGGGAUGCUUUGAUGUAUCAACUGAAUUCUGAGAGCCUCACUUCUCUGCUGAAAAAUAAACCAUCCAACAAGUUAGAAAUAUGGGAAGAUUUGAAAAUUAUAAGUUUUACAAGAAGCAUUGUAGCUGUGUAUAGCACAUGUAUGCUUGUAGUUCUUCUUCGUGUCCAGCUAAACAUCAUUGGUGGAUAUAUCUACUUGGAUAAUGCAGCAGUUUGCAAAAAUGGCACAACACUUCUAGCUCCUCCUGAAGUCCAACAGCAAUAUUUAUCAAGUAUUCAGCACCUUCUCGGAGAUGGUCUGAUUGAAUUAAUUUCUGUGGUUAAAAAAGCUGUGCAGAAAAUAUUUGGAAGUAUGUCUCUGAAACACACUCUUUCUCUCUUGGAUUUGGACCAGAAGCUGAGAGAGAUUAGAACAGUAACAGAACAGUCCACAGAGGGUACCAAGUCUGAAGGAAGUGGAUCUCAGUCUCUGCUUUGUCGUUACAUGAUGCCAGAUGAGGAAAACCCUUUAGCUACCCAGGCUUGUGGUCUUACAGAAAAAGAUACUGCUACUAUUAAACUGCUUAAUGAAACAAGAGAUAUGUUGGAAAGUCCAGAUUUUAACAGAGUUCUGAGCUCAUGCUUAAAUAGAGGAUUCAGUCGAUUAUUGGACAAUAUGGCAGAAUUCUUCAGACCCACUGAACAGGACAUAGGUGACAGUGGCACUGUGAACAGUCUUUCUAGUGUCAGUCUUCCAUUAGCCAAGAUAAUUCCAAUAAUAAAUGGGCAGAUCCAUUCAGUCUGCAGUGAAACACCUAGUCAUUUUAUUCAGGAUUUGUUAACAAUGGAACAAGUGAAAGACUUUGCUGCUAAUGUGUAUGAAGCCUUCAGUACUCAUCAGCAACUAGAGAAAUGAACUGUAAAACAAGAGGAAUACAUGAUAUAUUCUCAGUGUCUGCUCCACAUGAAAGCGUCAUUUAAUAAGGAAUUUUGUGAAUGUAACAAUGGUGCAGGAUCAAAGACCACAAGACAACAUACAAAAAUUCAACUUUUAGUUUUUUUAUUUGAACAGAUUUCAAAUCCUGAUUUAAAGUAGUGGAGAAAAAAAACACUGUGCUGUAUAAGCCUUUGUACUGAGGCAGUCUUAGUUAUGAAUGACUUGUUUACACAAAAAAGCCCCCAACUCAGUGCAAUCAUACAAUCUGACAGAUAUACCUCUGUUCUUUAAAUUGUGCAGGCUAUAACAAUAAUAGAAGCCAGAACUUACUGUUUUAUUUAAUAGAAUGCAAUUGGGAGAAGAUUUCCCCCCCAAUCAUAUCCUUAACACAGUGAGAUCAUUCAGCUUGAAGGGAAAGUUUUCUAUUCAUGGAUUUCCAGAGGCAGAGAACAUAGCUGAAUAGUAAGGAAGGGGGGAGAGAAAUAAGGGGAUAACAGCAACCUGCCUACAUAUUCUGCCUCUCUUUUCAAUGGCAGAUGAAUGCUUCUAGGUGAAGCAUCUUUCAGCACCAAACAGCUGUUAAACAAGGCCACACUUUCCUGUGUCUCUUUCCCUCUUCCUGCAAGAGAAGGUCAUUACUGUGAUAAUCUCUGCUAGAAGGGCUACAGGAAGGGUCUUUGAGCUCCACUGACCUCCCUACUCAGUCUUAGAAUGAAACAUAGGAGAGAAGUUUAAGGUUCUUUAGCUUGGAGGUUAUGUAUAAGAGCAUCUGAUGAAGGCCUACUAAUCUCUAAGGGAUGUCAUGCUAAGUUCUUGUUCAAAUGUUUCAGACUUGAGAAUAGUUUGGUUUCAGAAAAUACUGUUUACGCUGCUGGCAAACAGCUACUGCUGUAUACAUUCAUUUGUAAAUAUUUUUAAUUUGUAUUAAUGGAAGCCCUAUUAAAUACUUUUGUCACAGUAAAGUAUUUUAACAAAGAUUAUGUGCAGUAACUGUCAAAAUACAGGAGAAUAUCCAUAAGUCAAUGUUGUUCGUACAAUUUUGAUAAGGGGAAAAUAACCAGCUUUGCAUUUGGUUUUAAAAAGUUUUUUUAACAAAAAAAAUUAAAUCUAUUCAAUAUGUAACAGGAAACAGUCAAUAUAUUUUGUCAUCUUCUGUUUAUUAAUAUACCAUAGCAAAAGAAAUUAUAAUCUCCUUUUCAUA